UGUACAGCUUUAGUGAGGACUUUGCUAUGGGGCUGUGAAGUGUGAUCAAGCAGCUUCCUCCCGUGCUCCCAGUUCUGUCUUACAUAUUCUGUUCCUGACUCUGCUGAUUAGCACAUAUUAAAGUUUUAGCAUCUGUUCCUGGAAUUUCCUCCUUGCUUCAGGUUUUUGUCUUUAUAAAGAUGAAUGAAGCACCCCAAACCCAUUCUACCCUAAAUGUGAAUUCCCAGCAGAAGAACAAAACAAAGAACAAUAUUAGGAGUUCACUUCAUUCAAAUGAAUUGUCAUCAAUUGAGCAGAGGCAAAAAUACCAGAAACAUCUUAAGAAGCACAAAAACACAGCAGAAGACAUCACUGGUGAAGGGAAUUACUCACCUUCUCGGUGGAGGCUCAUCUCGAGUGUGCUUGGGGCCCUGUGCCUUCUCCUAAUGGCUGGAACCAUAAUGAUGACCGUCUUCACCACAAACUUAUCUUCUGAAAGAUCAUCUUCUAUUAUUCAGCCAGAAAGAUUCCAUCAUCCCUGUCCAGAGAACUGGGUCUGGUUCAGGUGUAGCUGUUAUUACUUCUCCAAGGAAGAGGUUAUUUGGAGAGAGAGUCAGCGUGCCUGCUUGUCUCUCAACUCUAGUCUCAUAAGGAUGAACAAAGAGGAGAUGAAUUUUUUCUCUUUGAAGACUUUCUUUUGGGUUGGAGUCUACUAUAACGAAACUUGCAGACAAUGGCUGUGGGGAGACCACUCGGUUCUACCCUCUGGGAUGUUUUCUAAUCUUGAAGCCAAUAUGAAAAACUUCUGUGUAUCUUAUAAAUCAAAAGAAGUUUAUAUGGGAGAAAACUGUGGAAACAAACUGAAGUAUAUUUGCAAGAAAUAGCAUAUUUAAUUCUAUGAGUUCAUAAAAGAUAUGAAAAUUAAACAUUUUUAUUUUUCCUGGGGUGCUUAUUUUAUGAAGAAAGUGUAGCAAAUGUUUGCCUUUUCUUAAAUAAAACUGUAUUCAAAUAUA
Molecule: messenger RNA, 992 nt
Organism: Apodemus sylvaticus (European woodmouse)
Lineage: Eukaryota; Metazoa; Chordata; Mammalia; Rodentia; Muridae
Product: killer cell lectin-like receptor subfamily E member 1
Exons: 7
Coding region: 180-863 (227 amino acids)
Biological process (GO): stimulatory C-type lectin receptor signaling pathway; positive regulation of natural killer cell mediated cytotoxicity
Source: RefSeq, a predicted model, not a curated record